This is a messenger RNA of Cutaneotrichosporon oleaginosum, 1280 nucleotides long. RefSeq lists its product as uncharacterized. NCBI's taxonomy places the organism in Eukaryota, Fungi, Basidiomycota, Tremellomycetes, Trichosporonales, Trichosporonaceae. The record is from RefSeq and is a predicted model, not a curated record.
CCACCCAGCAUCUCCUCAGCAUCGAUCCGGAGCACGCCCGAGCCCUCGCAGAGGGCCAUUCAUAUCUGAGAGCAGUCCCAGCAUGAUCGCCAUCGCGUGCGUGCCUCAUCAUUUCGUGCUCUCGUCAGCAAGUCACCGCUCUCACCCAACUUGCCGAUCUCGUCACGAGUGACGUAUCUGUCGCAACUUCUGCUCCACAUAUCUCCCCCACAUCGCGCUCGGAUCGCCCAUCGCUCCGUCUCUGAGCGAGACACACCAUAACCUCGACCUUCAACAGCCCCGCCGACACCCCCGUCGGCUCCCCCUCGCUCCCGCCGUACGGCUUUCCCCGCCCACCCUCGUGGGACCCCGAAGAGGACGACGACAUGGCCUCCGCCCUCAAGCUCUCGCCGGCGCUCAAGGCGCUCAUCAAGCUGCCUGCCGCGCGCGGCUCGCCGACCCCUGCCCCUGCCCUCCCCGUCCUGCGCGGGCUGUUCGACCGCGUCCGCUCGCGCGGUGAGGCCGGCGGCAUCGGCCGCGACACCUGGCUCUCGAUGAACACCAGCGCUCUCUUCGCGAUCAACAGCCCUGACGCGUUGUGUGCACUCUACGACUACGCCGUGGCCUCUGACAAUGUCAGGGGUCGCGUGCAGGCCGCCGCGGUGAUGCGCGAGUCUGGAUUGAAGAGCAUCUCCUUCACGGGUAUUCCCAAGGUUAUUAACAACCUGAACGCGCUGCGUGACCACAUGCCCGAGGACGUCAAGGCGGGCCUGUCGACGCAGUCGCUGCGCCAGCCCACAGACAUUCCCGCGCUCUUCGCGCGCGGCAUGGCCCUCUGGGACGGCAUCUACGAGCCGCACAGCAAGAAGCUCGUGGCGAAGCUCGCCGACAGCCACCCGGACCUGCCCGUGCACAUCCUCAACUCGCACUACGGCCCGCUGCUGUCCGACCCCGCUGUGCAGGUGCCCGAGGGCGCGUUCCUCCUCGGCCGCGUGCUCACGUCUGUCAUUGCGAUCGCAGGGCUGCGCGCGCAGACUGGUGUCGGACCGCAGGUUACGUCGCACGUGUUCGGCCUUAAGAAGGCGUUGCUGGAGGGUGGGGGCGGCGACGGGUCUGUCCUCCAGGGGCAGGAGUGGCUCACGUCCGACGAGGGUGUGACAUGGGUAAUCGAGAGCGUGGACGAGAUUGGAGCUGUCAUGCGUGGCGAGAAGCAGUAGACGGAGCAAGCAAAAGGCGGCUGCGUGCAGUCAUUCCAGACUUUUUUUUUGUACCACAUCUGAUGUACGCAUCGAAUCGCUUUA